CUACACAAACAAACAAACGAAGAGAGAGGGAGGGGAAAGAAAAAGCAAACCCACCAGUCAGUCGCCGAUCCUUUUCCUUCCUUCUCAUCGCUUAGUUUGUUUGCAAAAUCCUUCCUCGUGCAUCAUCUAUUUACAUUGCCGCGUUUUCUUCUCCCUCCUUCUUCUUCAUAUUCUUCAUUUGGAUUGAUCGUGCGAGGUUGUGGUGUGGCGGGAGUUUUGGUUACGAAGCUCGCAGCUGAGGGUGGAGUGGAAUCUUUCUCUUCAGCGGGAGCUUCAUCCUCGACGAACGCAGGAUGCCCGAGGUAGCUUUCGAGUCCAUGGAGGGAUCGGAACAGCUUCAGUCUGGGAAGGUGUCUGAACAGCUGAGCAUCGCCAUGCCGGAGUGGCUUUCCCAGCAGUGGGAAACCCUUAAGCACGACCAGGCUGCUCUUUACACCACCAUUGCCGUGCUCUUCGUAACACUGUUGACUCUUUUUAUUGUUACUCGGGUCACAUUCAAGCGGAAGAAGUCCAAAACUGUCCUAUUGGUAGGGUUGAACGGCGCUGGAAAGACUGCGCUCUUUUAUCAGUUAAGGGAUGGCACAACUCAUCAAGGGGCGGUCACGUCAAUGGAACCUAACGCUGAUACCUUCAUAUUACAUUCCGAGACAUCAAAGAAAGGAAAAGUAAAGCCUGUCCAUGUUGUGGAUGUUCCGGGACAUCCCAAGUUGAGACCUCAACUGGAGGAGCUCUUGCCAAAGUCUUGUUGCCUUGUCUUUGUGGUGGAUGCCCUUGAUUUCAUGCCUCAUGUUCGAGCGGCUGCAGAGUAUCUGUACGAGUUGCUCACGAAUAAAGAAGUGGUGAAGAGAAGGAUUCCCAUACUGCUGACAUGCAACAAAAUGGACAAAAUAACCGCUCAUUCUUCUAACUUUAUCAAGGGGCAGCUAGAGAAAGAACUAAACAAGCUCCGAAAAUCAAGGACCUCAGUGUCAGCUGCCGAUGUUUCUAGUGAAAUUUCUCUGGGAGUGCAGGGAGAAGUAUUUAAUUUUACCCAAUGUAGCAACAAAAUCACAAUCGCUGAAGUCUCAGCUCUUACUGGGAAGGUGGAGCAGGUGGAGCAAUUUAUCCGGGAAUACGUUUAAACACUACUAGUUUUCAUUCCAGGGAUGGGAAUGUUGAUGUCGAAAAAUCUCUGGAUGUAAAUCUUGAUGAGUACAAGAUGCACACCAUUCACAAAUUGGUGUUAGAGGAUCAGUCUUUGACUAAAGACUGGCUGCAGGUGUAAAUUUGUGGUGUUAGUUGAGAAUAGGUGCCAUGUUCUUGUAAAUCUCAUUUUCGUGCUUGAUAGGUUGCAUGCGUAGGUGUGGACUCAAUAAGUUGUUAACCUAGUAGGCAUGACUUUUGUGACUUAAUUUUUUUUCCAAAUAAGACUUUUCUAACCAAUUCGUUGUAGGAAAAA
Molecule: messenger RNA, 1438 nt
Organism: Physcomitrium patens
Lineage: Eukaryota; Viridiplantae; Streptophyta; Bryopsida; Funariales; Funariaceae
Molecular function (GO): GTP binding
Source: RefSeq, a predicted model, not a curated record